Molecule: messenger RNA, 714 nt
Organism: Kickxella alabastrina
Lineage: Eukaryota; Fungi; Kickxellomycota; Kickxellomycetes; Kickxellales; Kickxellaceae
Exons: 1
Coding region: 145-618 (157 amino acids)
Source: RefSeq, a predicted model, not a curated record
GGUCGCAGAAGCGGCUGAUCAAUAUCGCCGAGGGCAGGCUUUCGGGGUCUCGUCAUUCCGGUCUUCGUUCUUUUCGGAUGAUGAGGGUGCAUCAACGCGUGUAUCGCAACAGGAUGCUAAGAAGAGGGGCCCAGCAUUAUUCGCAUGCAGUCUACUCCCGAUUUGCACCAGGCUCAUCAACAAGAACAACAGCGAAGUGCUGCUACUACGGCGGCGGCUGCUAAUAUGGUGACUCCGUUGCCGCGCGGGCGUGUGAGCAAUUACACAUCAAUUAUUCCUGAUGGGUCUAACUCGCCGCCAGAAAUCGAGUCUGAUUAUUCCGACGAGUACUCUGAUGAGGAGUUUUCGCCAGCGCCUAAGCGCAAGAAUGACUUUAGGAUUCCUUCGUGGGCUACGACACCUGAGUUGGCGCGCGGGUUAAUGAAUCAGGAGCGGGUUAAUCCGGAUCGCAUCUUUGGGAGGGUGAAGCCGCUGAGGGUUAAUGAUAUUUUCAAUCGGAGGGAGUCUGGGGAGUCGAGAAGGAAGCCAAGGAAUAGCUCAAUGAUUUGGACUGGCUCGGAUGCUUUGACGGCGGACGAUGAGCUGGAGUAUAUCCGUCGGAUGGGGUUUGACGCGUAAAUUAAGCUUUUUAUUUAACGUCUUUUUUGGAGUACAUAUAUGUUCUACCAUUUUAAUCGUUUGUUUUUGCUGAAAUUGAAAAAAAAUUAGUGCGAU